Rhopalosiphum maidis (corn leaf aphid) is the source of this 645-nucleotide messenger RNA. RefSeq lists its product as uncharacterized. The record is from RefSeq and is a predicted model, not a curated record. Gene Ontology annotation, biological process: DNA replication. The coding region runs from base 1 to 645 and encodes 214 amino acids. The transcript is spliced from 3 exons. Lineage: Eukaryota; Metazoa; Arthropoda; Insecta; Hemiptera; Aphididae. Gene Ontology annotation, molecular function: DNA-directed DNA polymerase activity; nucleotide binding; DNA binding.
AUGCCGCUCGUGACUCGGAAGGGGGUGUACCCUUACGAGUACACGGAUAGUUGGGAGCGGCUGAAGGAAACAAGAUUACCGAGGAAGAGAGACUUUUACAGCACGUUGAUGGAGACUGGUAUAAAGGAGGAAGAAUUUGAACACGCGAAGGACGUCUGGGACCACUUUGAUUGUGAAAUGCUCGGGGAUUAUAGCGACCUCUACCUAAAAAUCGAUGUUUUACUACUGGCAGACGUUUUCGAAAACUUUCGUGACGUAUGCAUGAGGGCGUACAACCUGGACGCUGCUCACUAUUAUACUGCUCCCGGCUUAAGUUUUGACGCUAUGCUAAAGUUCACGAGUCAAAAGUUACAGUUGCUACACGAUUAUGACAUGUUGCUAAUGUUUGAAAAUGGUAUACGUGGUGGAUUGGUGCAGACGAGUAAACGGUACGCGAAGGCGAACAACGAGAAGACCCCGGGGUAUGAUGAGGUGAAAGAGAAAUCGUGGAUUAUUUAUCAGGACUGCAACAACUUGUAUGGAUGGGCCAUGUCGCAGUACAUGCCAUACGGUGGGUUCAACUGGGUUGAGCCCACUUUGAACGGAUUAGAUGAUUUAGAAGAUACAUCAGCCAUAAGACGUGUAUAUGAGGUGGAUGUGUCAUGA